AUGGAGCCGGUAGCUGACAAAGCCGCGGCGCCGGCGCCGGCCCCGGCAGCCGCAGCGGAGGCCAGCGAUGACGCCAUCCAGGAGGAGUCUCCAGCUCCGGCCCCUGCGCCGGACGGGAAGCCCGGAUCGGGGGCGGCUGCCGCGCCGGAGGUGGAGGUGCAGCUGUUCCGACGGGGCCGCGGGCCGGUGGCCGUGUUCCGGUCGCAGCUGGGCGGGUGGACGCAGGACCAGCUGGAGGUGGGCGACAUCCUGGAGCAGCACGGCCUCAAGUCCGUCUUCGCCUUCGACCCCGCCGCCCGCACCCGCGGCGUCGCCAUCCGCUUCCAUCCCCGCAACGGUCGAUCCCUCCUCACCUACGCCCCCGGUUCCACCAUCUUCCUCGACGGCGAGCCCAAGGAUUCUUUGCUGAAACCCAUCACGAAGGUGAUGAUUAGCGUCGCAGCAAUGACUGUGGUAGCUGCCGUAUUAUUGAAGGAGGCUAAGAUGCCGGAGUGGCUUCAGGCGUCCAGGCUUGGCACAGUGAACUUCCCACCGUGGGUGCUGGCUUGCAUGAUCAUCGUGUUCAUGAGACUCCGGAAGAGAACCAAGGAUGUCAUGAAGAAGUUUGGCUGGUCGUCGUGAGGUACCUUCAUUUUGGGAUAACAGGGAAUUCGUUGAGUAUACUGCAAAGCAGAGACACAAACAGUUGAUGUCAAAACUCAAUUUUACUCUCGAGAAUUUUAGUGAAUUGUAAUAAGUGCAACUUAUAGGCUGAUGAACAACGACAAAUUCGUUACAAGAAUGCUAUGGAAGUGUGAUAUAAAGUUCUGUGCUAAAUUAUCAGUAUAGUUAUCAGUGGUUUUGUGGAGCUGUUA
Molecule: messenger RNA, 854 nt
Organism: Phragmites australis (common reed)
Lineage: Eukaryota; Viridiplantae; Streptophyta; Magnoliopsida; Poales; Poaceae
Exons: 2
Coding region: 1-621 (206 amino acids)
Source: RefSeq, a predicted model, not a curated record